Molecule: messenger RNA, 949 nt
Organism: Parathielavia appendiculata
Lineage: Eukaryota; Fungi; Ascomycota; Sordariomycetes; Sordariales; Chaetomiaceae
Exons: 1
Coding region: 38-868 (276 amino acids)
Source: RefSeq, a predicted model, not a curated record
GCGACUCGAACACAUGCCACCCGGGGAAUCACAACAUAUGAUCCACUUACAUACAGCUCUGUUUGGCAUUAGCUUGGGUCUGGUCUCCCAAGUCAUAGCAGAAUGCAGCAGAGCAACCCUGCAGGAGGUGACGGCAGCAUACGUCCGAGCCCAAGCUGCGGGACAGCCGGGUCUCCUCAAUCUAGCCAGCAACGUCAGCUACGCCGAGAACGACACGCCCAUGGACAUUAAGACGGGUGUCAUAUCCCAGACCAUCACCAUCGACUUCUCCCGCAGCCUCCACGACACGGUCGAGUGCGCCGCCUUCACCGAGAUCACGGCCGCAACCUCUCCCCAUCCCUACGUCAUCCACACGCGGAUGCUUGUCGCGGCAGCAGACGGCCGAGUAACUGCCAUCGAGUCGGUCGUGACAGACGAAGGCGAUUGGGUCUUCAACGCGACGGGCCACCUGUACUGGACCCAGCAGGAGAACUGGAAUCCCAUUCCCGCCGACCAGCGCGACAGCCGCGAGACCAUCCAGGCAGCAGCAGACGCCUACCUCGACCAGUGGGCCGAUUCGACGCUACCGGUCCCGUUGGGCACGUCGUGCGCCCGGCUCGAGGGCGGCAUGUACACCGGAGAGAGGAACGCGUCGGCCAACACGUGCCGCAUGCCUUCGUUUCCGACGCCCAUUUUGGCGGGGAAUCGGAGAUAUGUCAUUGAUGAGGCGCUGGGCGCGGUCGAUGUGUUUAAUGGGUUUCCGUGGCUGGAGCGGACGCUGCCGCCAGAGGAAGCGGUGCCGAGUAGCAACAUGGUGAGGGUCGAGCGGGGGUUGAUCCGUUAUGUGCAUGAGAUUACCGUGUGCGUUACUGCGAGGUGCGGAAGAUGAAAGUGCAGAGUAUUCCGUACAGAGUGAAAUAUUUUCUCCUCGGCCUCGGCGUGGGUUGAGAGUGCGCAGCGGAACAAGUUG